Molecule: messenger RNA, 1899 nt
Organism: Colletotrichum paranaense
Lineage: Eukaryota; Fungi; Ascomycota; Sordariomycetes; Glomerellales; Glomerellaceae
Exons: 3
Coding region: 1-1899 (632 amino acids)
Source: RefSeq, a predicted model, not a curated record
AUGUCUGAAGCGUUACCAGCUUCGCGAGAGGUAACGCAGGAGCACAUUUAUCGCGCCAUGCUACUGAUAUCAAUCGCAGUCGCUUCUUGGACGCUAGACUGCCUCGGCACUGCCGAUGCCAUAUGCUUUUUGAUAUCAUCUGACAUGGUGGGACUUCCUGCGUAUGCGCUCGCAGAAGCAUUCAUAGUCACAAUCCUCAACGAUGAGAUGCCUAUCUUGAUAGACACCGACUAUAUGAAUCAAAAUUGUCAAACAAUCUCAUACAGUACCAGAUUAAACAGCAAGCCUCGAGUUUAUCCCAGCGACGCAGUGGCCGAUCACGAUCCCGGUAUGCUUGCGGAUUACGUCGAAGUUUGUCUUUCUUGGCAGGAGAGGGUCAUCAAACCGCCGAGGUUGGAGCUUGUUAGGGCAAAACGCAAUCACGCCUUCACUGACGAGGAAUGGCAUCUUUAUAACGUCUUUGCAUUGGGAGUGCUGGUUGUUACGAAAUUAUUCCACAAUCGAAAUGGGCGCCCGUUCCCCUCCAUCCUACAAUUUUUGGUAUCCAUAGAGAGGUUCUCUCCGCGGCAAGAAUCCACCGCCAAAACAUACAUUUGCAUCGCUGGUCUCAGUAGCCCGCAAGAUAUCAUAGCGUUCGACCAAACGUUGUCAGGAAUGGGCUUCAAGGACGCUUGCAGACCCUUGGAAUUCUGCUAUGAAACGAGUCGCAUCGAAUUCUCAGCUAGCUCCGGGAUAUACGACGUGAAGUCUUCCAGCACAGAGACUCUUUGCGGCAGCAUAGCCAUCUUUGGGCAGUCCGAUGGCUCUCGGAGCAAAUCCACGAUCGGUGGACUAAUUGAGGUUGAUAGUCAGAGUUUUGCCUUGACAACAAAACACAGACCGGAGACCGAGAUGGUCACGGAUGGGGAGGAAAAUAGUCCAUCCUUGGCCGACUUGAUGCUGGAACUUCUUGAAGUCGAAGUAGUCGAAGAACUCACUCCCCAGAACUAUCAGCCUGCAUGGAUGGAUAGCUCAAACAGAGGGGCUGUGGUUUCUCCGGUGGAAAAGAAUCAGGCCUGGGAGGAUUGGGACCUCAUUCCUAUUGAAAAAGCACAGCGCCUACCGAAUUUGAUCCCCAAUAACAAAUCAUCGGAGAACACGAUGAGAAGCAGACAGGUCACCAAGUUCGUCGACUUUGACAUGAAAAGCUUCGACGAUGCCCUCCCGUGGCAAGUCCUCAUCAUCUCGGGCAUGAGCGGUGUCCUUGACGGGCUGUUGUCCUCGAAUCCCUCGCACAUGCAUUGCGGCGUAGACAGCUCCUACGAAGUGUGGACUGUCAGGCUGAAGCAACACGAUCUCCAAGCAGGUGACUCCGGCUCAUGGGUCGUCCGGAGAAGCGAUCACGGCCUUCUCGGUAUGGUGGUAGCACGCUCACCUGGCUCGGCUUACAUGGUAUCAUUUGACAAGAUAAGAGAGAGCAUUGAGAGGAGGAGGAGUUUGGCGCCACACUCUGUCGAAUUGCCGAGAUUUCCUACCAAGAGAAGUGUCUCUCAACGCCGUGCGCAGCUCAUGUCGGAUAUCAACGAAGGUCUCUCUCAAUAUCAUGAGGCUACACCCUCCGACAACGCCAUGACCCAAAACAACCCCAUGGGAUUGCGUCUCUCCAGUCUGGUGUCCCCGCUAGGCUCUGCACUUCAGACAUUGCAAAACCUCAUGUCGACGGUAAUAGGCCCCAUGAAAGACGUGUUAAAGCCGUACAUGAAAAAUCCCCCAGCACGGAUUCCAAGGAGCGGCGGCGAAUCGGAGCUGCUUUUCAAUAUCGCAAACCUCCCUAACAGUUUUCCCUCUAUCCUUCAAGCGCUUGACUCCCACACAAUUCUCGAUGCGCAUCUCCCCAAACCCCAGCGACAUCCACAGUGA